Molecule: messenger RNA, 501 nt
Organism: Acaulospora colombiana
Lineage: Eukaryota; Fungi; Glomeromycota; Glomeromycetes; Diversisporales; Acaulosporaceae
Source: the annotation of a GenBank genome assembly
AUGGGGAAUUCCUUGAAUAAAUCUUCUCAGAAGCCGGUAAAUAAUUACCAUGAACUCCGUCCACAGAUCGAUGACAAUGAGAAAGACAGAAGACAUCUCGCUCACAAUAUUGUGCGAGAGAUGUUUGGAGGAAAUUUCUCUGCACCCGUGGAAGAUAUCCUGCAAACUAGAAAUGCUCAAGUUCUGGAAGUCGGAUGCGGCCCUGGAACCUGGGUCUUAGAAAUGUCGUCCGAUUACCGUGGAAAUACAUUUAUUGGGCUAGAUAUGUUGUCCCUGGCUCCCGAAACGAAGCCUUUUUGCGUUCAAUUCGUUAUCGGUGACAUCUUAAAGGGAGGACCCGAAACAAUGCGAGUAUUCAACAGCCUCAUAAAUACCUUAAGGCCAAAAGGGGUUAAUCCUUCGAUUGUACUUCGAGUUCCCGAAUUCAUGCAAAAUAUGAAUCUCGAGGAUAUUCAGACGGUGAAGAGGGUUUUCCCGGGAAAUCCUGGGGUGGAAGAUUAG